UUCUUUCGAACCCGCAACCUCACAGACCUAAUAUCCACACCGCAUGUCUUAUUGCUUCUUCACUACUGCUUGAUUCAAUAUACAGAUGUUCAGUGAAGAAGAUAUGAGCGGUAGAACGAAGCCGAGGAUGUCGGUCUUUUUGGGUCGGUCUUCCUCGGCCGCCGCGCCGUGCCUCGAGACCACGUCGAGGUUCGUCUCGCGCUGCCUGUCGUCGUCCACCAGGAUCCACAUCAUGGCCCUGGACGGCAUCGUCAACGUCAACUCCCUCUUCACCGUCGCCCUCUUCCUCGGCCUCGCCGCCUCCCCUGCUGAUCCGAGGGCCGCCCACCAGCUCUUUGGGGACAGCGCCUCCUGCAGGCCCGGCACCGCUGUGGCGGAGGGCCUUGUCGCCUUCCACGUGUACUCCUUCAGCUCCUUCCUCUUCUCGAGCCUCGUCGCUCUGGGUCUCAAGCAGGCCAUCAAGAUCAGCAGCGCCGCCGAAGAGCAGGGAGGAGAGGGGGACUGCGGCGACGGUGAGGAGGCGCAUGGCGGGGCGGCGACGGGGCAUGUGAACACGGCAGCCUUUAGGGCGGGGAUGGCGGUGUCGGCGCUGGGGUCGGUGGCCGGGUCGGGGUUCUUGAUGAUGGCGCUGGUGAACCUGGUGCAGAUGAAGUUGGGGACUUUGGGAUGCGGGGAGAGCGGGCACAGUGUGGCUGCAGUCGUGCCGUUGGUGGUCUUGGUCCCUCUGGGUUUGGUCGUUUACUUGUGUCUUGCGAUUUAUGCGUUUACGCUGUAGUCGUGGAAAGCACAAAAAGAAGAAGAAGAAGAAGAAGAAGAAGAAGAGAGA
Messenger RNA from Rhodamnia argentea, 826 nucleotides. RefSeq lists its product as uncharacterized. The transcript has a single exon. The coding region runs from base 86 to 775 and encodes 229 amino acids. The record is from RefSeq and is a predicted model, not a curated record. Lineage: Eukaryota; Viridiplantae; Streptophyta; Magnoliopsida; Myrtales; Myrtaceae.